AUGCACACAAUCGGCACUCGUGGAAAGAAUGGGCACGCAAUCAGUCGGACCCAUUGCCCGUUUAAAACUAUUCCGUUUGACAUAUGGGUCAGUAUUGCAACGAGAGUUGCGUCGUCUUUAAUUCAAGAUCUGUUCAACAUGCAGGCCACUUGCAGGCUAUUUGCAACUGUAUGCAGUUUCGACGCCGUGUACAUGCAUGCCUUGGUUUCGGAGUUACCCGUUGCUUGCCUCCUGCAUCACUCUGGGCGGGCUGCAAUGGGAUUUCUGAGCCGAUGCACCACGGUACCGAAUCCGGCCGCUCUGCUUCGGCUAGGGAUGGUUGCUUUAUUCUGGCUUGGUCACCGCAGAGGUGGUAUACAGACCGUGACCGAGGCAGCAGAGUUGGGCGAUGUGGAGGCCUGCUACCUCUCUGUGAUGCUGCUACUGUCGCUUGAUGUGAAGGACGAUGAUGAGAUCCGCCGUUGA
Messenger RNA from Arachis ipaensis, 465 nucleotides. Its product is annotated as putative F-box protein At1g67623. The record is from RefSeq and is a predicted model, not a curated record. Lineage: Eukaryota; Viridiplantae; Streptophyta; Magnoliopsida; Fabales; Fabaceae.